GACAAGAUGAGUCGGGGUGAGAUUUCAUUACCUUUUGGUGGUCGAAACUCAUCGUGCAAGAAGCACCAGACAUCUUUAUCUGAGCGUCAGAUGAGAAUGAUCUGUAGACUAGAGGAGGUUGGAACUGAGUUUUUAAAGACGAGCUCUUCUCUUCCUGUAGGAUUCACAGGAUCGGGACGGAAACCUGUAAACACAGGAACUCCUGGUCCUUCUCUUAACAGAACUAUGGAGGAAAGGCUUCGAAGGUACCAUGAGAGCCGAGAGUGUCAGAAGAUUUUGAGCUUUCGUGAGACUCUUCCGGUGGCCAGCUACAAAGCUGAGAUAUAUAAACAUGUUUCUGAAAACCAGGUUUUUGUUCUAUCUGGAGAGACUGGGUGUGGGAAAACUACUCAAAUUACUCAAUUCAUCUUAGACCAUGCCAUUCAAGGUUCCAUUCUCUACUGUACUGCCGGGAUACUCCUCCAGCGUUUACAAUCAGACAGAAACCUUCUCCAGUUCUCCCAUAUAAUACUGGACGAGGUUCAUGAGAGAGAUGUUAUGACGGAUAUUAUUCUUGUUCUUCUCAAGGAGGUUCUAGUGUCCAGACCUGAUGUAAAGGUUAUUCUGAUGUCUGCAACUUUAAAUGGUUCCCAGUUCUCCAAGUUCUACCAGGAGUGUCCUGUUCUCCAUAUACCUGGUUUCAUGCAUCCUGUACAGUCCUAUUAUAUCAAGGAGGUGUUGGAGAUUAUAGAGAAUAAACCUAUAGCUGAACCUGAUCAUGAUGAUGAGGACUACCAAAGGUUCCUUGAGACCCUGGAGCAGGUUCAAGGAGGAGAGUACAAGGAACUAGAGAAUAUUGAAACCUACCAGAUCAAUAUAAUUGCAGCUCUAGUACAGAAGAUUCACAGUGGGGAAGAGGAUGGAGCUAUUCUAAUAUUUCUACCAGGCUGGGAGGAUAUUUGUAGACUUAGUAGACUUCUGGAUGAUCUUUCACUAUCUGAAGUGUCAAUCCUACAGCUGCAUGGUUCUAUGUCUCAUGACGACCAAAGACUGAUAUUCCAGAAGACCGGCAGGGCCAGGAAAAUUGUAAUCGGAACCAACAUUGCUGAGAGUUCUGUCACCAUUGAUGAUGUCGUCUUCGUCAUAGACUGCGGCAGAGCAAAGAUGAAAAUGUUUGAUCCGAAGAAAAAUGUUGCAACUCUGAAGCCAGAAUGGAUCAGCAAAGCCAAUGCGACCCAGAGAAAGGGUAGAGCAGGAAGACUCCGUCCUGGCAAGGUUUACAAGAUAUUCUCUCAAGCUCGGGAAUCAACCUUCAGGGAGUACAUGCUUCCUGAAGUACUCAGGACAAGGCUGGAGAAUGUAAUCCUGAAGAUCAAGAUACUGGGGUAUACGGUGGUGGAUGGGUUCAUGAGGCAGCUGAUGGAUCCUCCAGUCAGGGAGGCCAUUGAGUUAGCAACUCAGACACUCCUGGAUAUUGGAGCUAUCAACUCUAAAGGUGAGUUGACCGUUCUGGGCGGCAUACUAGCUAACCUAGCCACUGAUCCGCAGUUGGGUAAGAUGAUGAUCCUCUCCUGUGCAUUCUCCUGUCUUGAUCCUAUACUCACGAUAGUGUCAGCGCUGGAAUACAAAUCACCCUUUCAUCUCACAAAGGCCCGAGAGUCCGCUAAAGCUAUACAAAACCUGUCUGCUGAUACUAUGUCUGACCAUCUAGCUGUUGCAAAUGCAUAUGCAGGUUGGUGUUGUGCAAGGAUGAAUCGUAAGACUGCUGGUUGUGAAUAUCAAGCUUUGGAUUUCUGCAGAGAAAAUUGUAUUUCACAGGGAGUUCUGUACAACAUUGAGAAGAUGAAAGCCCAGUACGCCUUGGAACUAUUUAAACUUGGACUAAUCUCAUCCAAAGAUAUCUUGAGCCCCCAGAGUAAUGCCUAUAGUGGAGUAGAAAGUGUAGUACGAGCGGUUCUAACCGCUUCUCUUGUUCCGAACAUAGCAAUCAUCAAGAGUGCUGAUGGAGUCCAUUCUCUGCAAAAUAUCAAGGGAGAAUCCUUGGAGUUCCAUUCAAGGAGUGUGAACCGUGAUAUUCUCUCUAAGCUGGAGUCUUCAAUGAGGUUCAACUAUAUUCCACGGUUCUACGCGUACUUUGAGGAGAUGCACACAUCCUGCACAUUCCUCAAUGAUACAACCUCGGUCAACAUACUAUCCCUCGUUCUCUUGGCCUCUAAUAUCCAAAUUCAGCCUCAUGGGUAAUAUUUUCUAAAAGUC
Molecule: messenger RNA, 2235 nt
Organism: Eurytemora carolleeae
Lineage: Eukaryota; Metazoa; Arthropoda; Copepoda; Calanoida; Temoridae
Product: ATP-dependent RNA helicase DHX36
Exons: 18
Coding region: 7-2220 (737 amino acids)
Cellular component (GO): intracellular anatomical structure
Molecular function (GO): RNA binding
Source: RefSeq, a predicted model, not a curated record